UCGAUCCAUUACCCCGUCCGCUGUUUCCCCUGACCAGCAGACCGCUGCCGAGAGCCCGAGACAGUGCCCGCUGCCAGCCAACCGCCGACGCAGUCCACAAGCGAUGAAGCGCUUCUUCCAGCCAGUGCCCAAGGACGGCUCCCCGUCCAAGAAGCGGCUAGCGGGUGCUGCUGAACCGGGCGACGGCCCCACAUCAGCCGGUGCCGCCACCGGCGCUGGCGGGGAUGUAGAGGGGAGGCCCACCGAGGAGCCGUUCAAGUUCCUGACGUGGAACGCCAACAGCCUGCUCCUCCGGAUGAAGAGCGACUGGCCUGCUUUCUCGCAGCUCGUCGCCCGCCUUGACCCCGACGUCAUUUGUGUCCAGGAAGUGCGGAUGCCGGCAGCUGGUUCCAAAGGGGCACCUAAAAACCCCAGUGAACUAAAAGAUGACACAAGCUUGUCACGGGAUGAAAAGCAGGUAGUUCUACGUGCUUUGUCAGCUUCACCUUUCAAAGACUACCGUGUCUGGUGGUCUCUUUCAGAUUCAAAAUAUGCUGGGACAGCUAUGUUUAUAAAGAAAAAGUUUGAGCCUAAGAAGGUGUCUUUCAACUUGGAUAGAACAUCUUCUAAGCAUGAAGCCGAUGGGCGUGUUAUAAUUGCGGAAUUUGAAUCAUUCCUUUUACUGAACACUUAUUCUCCAAACAAUGGAUGGAAGGAGGAGGAAAAUGCAUUUCAAAGAAGACGUAAGUGGGACAAGAGGAUGCUGGAAUUUGUUCAACACGUGGAUAAACCCUUAAUCUGGUGUGGGGACUUGAAUGUCAGUAUGAUAUUUUUCAGAGACAUACUUUUCGUCAUAUGCUUCACUUUAUUUGAACAUUCCAGUCAUGAAGAAAUCGACGUCAGCCAUCCUGAUUUCUUUAGCAGCGCUAAGCUGAAUGGAUACACCCCACCCAAUAAAGAGGACUGUGGACAGCCAGGAUUCACCCCAGCAGAGAGACGGCGUUUUGGCAACAUAUUAUUCCAAGGAAAGCUGGUAGAUGCUUACAGGCACCUGCACAAAGAAAAGGACAUAGACGGUGGCUUCUCUUGGUCCGGUCAUCCAAUUGGCAAGUACCGAGGAAAGAGAAUGAGGAUCGACUACUUCCUUGUUUCGGAACAGUUAAAGGACAGAAUAGUUUCAUGUGAAAUGCAUGGCCGUGGCAUUGAAUUGGAUGGAUUUUAUGGAAGUGACCACUGCCCUGUUUCGCUUGAGCUUUCCGAAGCUGUAGCAGAAGAAGCACCAGGACAGCCCAAGCCAUCCAUCUAAAUAUACCACCAUGGUGGUCAUUGUUGAGACAUUUCCGGUCCUUCAUUAAACCUGACUGUUCCAUGCAUUGCCUACUCUAGGUAGCUGAGGUUUGAUUGUAGGUAUUAUUAUGAUCCCAGUAGGUUACCAGUUCCUGUGGUCAGGGCUGGUAUAGUUUAGGGAUCAUUGCCAUUUAAGCAGUGCAAUUUGGACAUCUCAUUCUGCUUGAAAUGUUGUUUGUCUAAGAGCAGCCAUGGACUACCUAAUACCUCAUGGGGAUCGAAGAGAUUAAUCCCUUCGUAUCCAAUUUUAACUAGCAAGGGAUUUAAUCCACCCCUAACAAGCACAAUAAAAUCUUGUUCGUUUUUUCUACCA
This is a messenger RNA of Zea mays, 1639 nucleotides long. RefSeq names its product DNA-(apurinic or apyrimidinic site) lyase. Gene Ontology annotation, cellular component: nucleus. Gene Ontology annotation, molecular function: double-stranded DNA 3'-5' DNA exonuclease activity; phosphoric diester hydrolase activity; DNA-(apurinic or apyrimidinic site) endonuclease activity. The transcript is spliced from 10 exons. The coding region runs from base 104 to 1285 and encodes 393 amino acids. Gene Ontology annotation, biological process: base-excision repair. Lineage: Eukaryota; Viridiplantae; Streptophyta; Magnoliopsida; Poales; Poaceae. The record is from RefSeq and is a predicted model, not a curated record.